Messenger RNA from Cylicocyclus nassatus, 2052 nucleotides. The record is from the annotation of a GenBank genome assembly. NCBI's taxonomy places the organism in Eukaryota, Metazoa, Nematoda, Chromadorea, Rhabditida, Strongylidae.
CUGUUGAACCGUUCGGCUACGCCAUAUGGAUGUCUUGGGUGCAAUUGCGGUAUAGUAUGUAAAUAAGUUGUGCUAUAGUAUACUGUAGAUAUUCUCAAACAUGGGAUGGAAAGACAAGGAACGAAAGAAGCUUGAGGGAAAACGUUUCCUUGUGAUUGGCGCUGGAGGAAUAGGAUGCGAGUUGUUGAAGAAUAUCGCAUUGACGGGUUUCACUGAUAUUCAUGUGAUCGACAUGGACACCAUUGAUGUUAGUAAUCUAAACAGGCAGUUUCUUUUCCGCCGGGAGCACGUUGGAAAAUCAAAAGCUGAAGUAGCUACCCAGGCAAUCAAAAGAAUGUGUCCUGAUAUCAAAAUUUCUUUUGAUCUGGAUAAUAUAUUUAGCUCGAAAUUCAACAUUCCAUUCUUCCAACAAUUUUUCUUAGUCAUGAAUGCCCUGGAUAAUAGAGCCGCUCGAAAUCACGUAAACAGGAUGUGUCUUGCAGCAAAAGUUCCUCUGAUAGAAAGUGGUUCAUCCGGAUAUCUUGGACAGGUGCGCUCUAUCAUCCGUGAUCGUACUGAAUGCUAUGAAUGUGUGCCGAAACCUGCACAAGAAAAAACAUUCCCUGGAUGUACCAUUCGCAAUACACCAAGCGAACAUAUACACUGCACAGUAUGGUCAAAACAUGCCUUCAACCAACUCUUCGGCGAGCUAGAUAUAGACGAUGACAUCUCUCCUGAUCUCACCGACACAGGAGAGCGCACGGAUGCUUCAGACACGCAAAUGGAAACUUCACACAGUGAAGCUUUAGACGCGCAAUUAGAUGGCAAUGCUGACGGCGCAGGAAACUCUGAGGAGAAUAAACAGGAAAAUUCGGCAGAAAAGCAAGAAAUUUUGGCAAAUGGCACAGCCCAUUCCGACGUUAAGAAUGGCGAUUCGAAGGAGCUUGAUGAGGAAGCAAAACCGCUUAGUACACGACUUUGGGCUGAAAAUGUUAAGUAUGAUCCGGAGAAGAUCUUUGACAAGUUGUUCAAUGACGAUAUUGUCUACCUCCUUCGCAUGGAGCAUCUAUGGCGUGAAAGGCGUGCUCCCGUACCCAUCAAGAAAGCUGAUGCAGUGUCUGAGAGUGUUUCGUCGUCAUCAAACGCUGCAACAUCCACUAAUGAUGUCAAUAAGGUUUGGUCAAUUGCUGAGUGUGCAGAUGUUUUUUGCGAAAGUGUUGCCGCCCUGAGUAAACGUAAGAGUGAACUCAAAGGAAAUUCCAUACUUUCUUGGGAUAAGGAUGAUGACGAUGCCAUGCGUUUUGUGGCAUCGUGUGCAAAUAUCCGAGCUACAAUUUUUGGCAUCCCACGUAAAUCCCUGUUCGAAAUCAAAUCCAUGGCUGGUAAUAUCAUUCCUGCUAUUGCCACAACCAACGCUAUCGUAGCUGGCAUGGUGGUCGUCGAAGCUUUGAAGAUAUUAUCUGGCGAGCUUGACAAGCUCAGAACAGUGUUCAUCAAACGCGCACCGAAUCCUAGAGGGAAGAUUUUGGUAGAUCAAGUACCAUUUGAACCUAAUCCGAAUUGCUUUGUGUGUUCUGCCAAGCGUGAGUGUCACAUCAAAAUGAACCCAGAGCAAAUGACCGUGAAAACUUUGCAAGACAAGGUGUUGAAAGGAGCAUUGAAUAUGGCCGCACCUGAUGUCAUGGAGGCAACGACCUCUCGCAUCGUUAUAAGUAGUGAGGAGGGAGAGACUGCGGAUCUCGAAGAUAAAACAUUAUCCGAACUGUCUAUUGCGAAUGGAGCCAUGUUGAUGUGUGAUGAUUUCCAGCAGAAGUUAGAGCUGAAGCUGAUCCUGCAUGAGAGUAAAUCUAUGAAGGGUGACGAGUUUGAAAUCUUCCAAGACAGCGGAGAAGUCAAGGAGAAUGAUGAGGAAUCGCGAAAGAGAAAGAGCAUGGCAUCUCCGGAAGUGAACGAAGAAGAAGUACCAGCUAAGCGCGUCAAACUCUAAGCCCUCUCCAUCCUCUUGUCCUUCUAUCGAAGGAGCACAGAAUGCUGCAUCGAAGUACCACCAUCGCAUCAAUUGGAAACAACUGG